This is a messenger RNA of Geodia barretti, 240 nucleotides long. The record is from the annotation of a GenBank genome assembly. NCBI's taxonomy places the organism in Eukaryota, Metazoa, Porifera, Demospongiae, Tetractinellida, Geodiidae.
AUGCACAAGCGCGGACCCGGUCUGCCAGCGGCAGAGCGCAACGCACUUGGUAAGGAAAUCUACAGGACAAUCGUGGAGAACCAGUACAAUAUCGGUAUCGUCGGCCUGUCGCCGAUGGUGCAGGGCGUGAUCGUGGUCAAGAACGGCCUGAACAAUGUGCCUGAAACCGCCGGCAACGACUGGCCGCUUCGCACGCCGAACACCGGCUUCCCGGAGCAGUGGUUCUACUCUUCACAGUAA